Ciona intestinalis (vase tunicate) is the source of this 1445-nucleotide messenger RNA. NCBI's taxonomy places the organism in Eukaryota, Metazoa, Chordata, Ascidiacea, Phlebobranchia, Cionidae. The record is from RefSeq and is a predicted model, not a curated record.
UAUAAUGCAUUGGAAUUAUGUUUAGAUAUAUCUUGAUGAUGCAAAGAUUCAAGACAUUCGCGUGCAUUGUUAUAUUCAUGGUAAUUGUUUGUUACGUCAUAAACAUUAAUAAGAAGCAACAAUUGAAAAACUUGCAACCGCAACGAAACAAUAAUGGAACAAAAGAAACGACGCAGUUUGGUAUUAUGACGUUGCAAGAUGCCUUGAAUAUCGCCAAGCUCAAGGAAAAGAUUAUAAUAAACUGGUGUCAUAAUCACCCCCACAAGUUGAAACAACUCAGCAAAGAUUAUUGUGGUUGGUGUACAAUGUCUACGAAUAAAUCGUUGAUCUCAGACCCCAGAACGGCCGCAGUAAUUUUUCACAACAACUGCAUGAUGGAGGAUGAAAUGCCACCUGAUCAUUUAAGGAGACCAGAUAUGUAUUACAUCUGGUUUAACAGGGAAUCACCGUUAAUGAUAUCGUGGAGAAAAAAAGAUUUCGUUGCGUUUGAGAAUAAUUACUUCAACGCUACGAUGACGUAUAGGAGAGAUUCCUCCAUCUACACACCGUAUGGUGCAAGAGAGGUUAUCAGAGCAAUAAGUAAAUUCGUUCCGGUGAAGAAAAGACUGGGCGUUUGGAUCGUUUCAAAUUGUAAAAGACGAUUUGGAGCCAAAAAAAGAAUGAAAUAUUUCAAAGAACUUUUAAAAUCUGGACUUAAAGUUGAUACAUAUGGCAGAUGUUUUAAUCAGACCGUUAACUUAGAGCGGGGCAAUGAAGAAUUCUUUCGUUUCGUUGGCGACUACAAAUUCUACUUUGCGUUCGAGAAUUCUUUCCAUUGUCGGGAUUACGUCACAGAGAAGUUCAUACACCAUGGUUUGUAUUCAGGAACAAUACCCAUUGUUUGGGGGCCGAAAAAGUCGGAUGUAGAAGUGAUAGCGCCUCCACAUUCGUUCAUUCAUGUUGAAGAUUUCAAAUCAGCAGCAGAUCUAGCGAACUAUAUAAGUUACCUUGAUAAGAACAAUACAGCUUAUAUGGAAUAUCAUGAGUGGCGGAAGCAUCUGCAACUCACGGAUGCUUAUGCCAGGUCUACCGCAGGAGCGUGUCGUCUAUGUAAUAUUUUGCAUGGAAUCGAAGACGAUUCGGAAAUCGAGAUGCGCAGUUAUUACGUGCGGUAUGUUGACCACUCACAAAGGAAAGUUAAAGUUCGACGUCAUAUAAAACAUCGGGUUGUUAAAAACUUAGAUGCUUGGUGGUAUGGGACUGAUAACCACGAGUGUCUCUUCGAAUAAAUGUAACUUGCCUUAUCCUCGCGUGGCCUUGUAAGCAGGCAUGAGGUGUAUGAAACAGAACACCCGUGUGACACCUGUGGUUAUCGGUGACCUCAUGCCUGCUUACAAGUUACCUGGUUUGUUUUGGGCGGCGAUCUUUGUAUGUAGAGUUGAUAAUUUGAACAACCCAUUACUGGC